Messenger RNA from Penicillium lagena, 1524 nucleotides. RefSeq names its product dienelactone hydrolase. Gene Ontology annotation, biological process: polyketide metabolic process. Bases 1 to 1524 code for a protein of 507 amino acids. Lineage: Eukaryota; Fungi; Ascomycota; Eurotiomycetes; Eurotiales; Aspergillaceae. The record is from RefSeq and is a predicted model, not a curated record. The transcript has 3 exons.
AUGGCCACCAUAUCGAUCAGCGCGCCUGGCGCGAGCAACGGGUUCCUCUACAACAACGGCUCCAACAAUGCGCGGCUGUGCAUCACUUCUGAAACGGCAGAAUUCGACACGGAGAUAAUUCAAAGCUGGCAAGAUGAAGGAUUUGAUGUUCUCUAUAUACCCUAUAAUGGAGGUGGAAAGGAAUACGAGUCUCAGUUGAAGUCAGUCAAGGACGGACUGGGCGUAGGCGAGAACUACGCUGUGAUCGCGUUCGGGGACGCUGCCAAUUAUUGCCUUGACUAUUACCUCAAACCUAUCCACGCCGGCCGACUUUGCGCUCUUGUCGCAUACUAUCCGAGCAACAUCCCAGACACCCGGUCUCGAUUCCCAGCCUCGUUGCCGGUCCUCGUACAUCUGGCUGGAAAAAAGGUUGAUGUGACUACUGUUCCCACCGCGCUGGGUCUUCAAGGAAAGAAAAGGCGCAAGACUCGUCCCAUCAACCCGGGCAUUGGAACGGGAGAACGUCUAGAAUUGGCAUAUCCGGCAUACACCUAUGAUUAUGCUCAACCAGGGUUUGCGGAGGCCGAUUUGGAAGAGUAUGAUCACUUGGCAGCUGGCCUGGCUUGGACCCGUACUCUGCAUGUUCUGAGAAAAGGGUUCUCAAGAGAAGCAGACCUUGAGAAGCGAUGGGAGGACCACCAAGAAGCUAAAUUUUUUGCCUCCAACCUGUCCAAAACCAUGGAUGGCUACGUCAAGCAUAAAACCCCGACGGUUACUUUCACCUCGACCUUGAGUGGGGCAAUUGGGGCCCAGGCACUUAGACGCUUCUAUGAGCACCACUUCGUUGGAAAACUGCCACCAUCCAUGCGCCUUCGCUUGCUGUCGCGUACGACAGGAGCGGAUCGGGUUGUCGACGAGUUGUACGCAGGAUUUGAGCAUACUCAGGAAAUCCCAUGGAUGCUGCCAGGAGUACCUCCGACCAACCGGCGCGUGGAGAUUGUGCUGGUCAGCAUUGUCAGUAUGCGCGCAGGACGACUCUACUCGGAACAUGUCUACUGGGAUCAGGCCAGCGUAUUGGUGCAGGUCGGCCUUCUUGAUCCCAAACUGGUUCCUAAAACUGCCGUGGGGGUUGACCGACUCCCUGUCGUUGGCCGCGAAGCCGCUCGUCGGAUUCUGAAUGAAGAUCCGGAAGUUGAACAGGAAGACUAUCACAAUCGACUGAUUCGCCGUGCGCGUGCUCGUGCUAAACGUGAUCGCAGCUCGAGAUCGUCGCAGCUCAUGGAGGAAUCAGCUGCCGAACUUAGGAGUGAAGCCGAGGCGCCAUCGCUGCCAGGCCAAACGGGCAAGGGGAAGUCGGUGGUGCGGGAUCCCCGUCCUGCAGGGCCGGAGCGGACUGCGACAGAAACGACUGGGUAUGAAGAGUCGCAUGAGCAGGCUCCGGAAGACGAUGAGGGAUUCGCAACCGAAACUGAAUCUGGCGCACCAUCGAAAGCUGCUUAUGUUGAGGAUGGCGAUGGCGACAACGAUAGCCCGACUCAGCAAUGA